AUGCCUCCUCUACCACCCUCACGGCGUGGACAGAACAAUGUCCGACCGGAUCAGAUGGUCGACCUCAGCCGGAGGAUCGCAGAGAACGCCUACCACAAGAAGUUCAACCCCAGCGGCAUCGUCGACCUGGGCUCCGCGAAGAACGAGCUGAUGAUCGACGAGCUUCAGACCUGGCUGGCGAGACAUGACGACGAGAAGGACAAGGCCGAGUAUCUGAAGUACAACGACACACAGUGCUCUCCUGCGCUCCCGGCCGCGGCCGCAGAGUUCAUGAACCACUUCUUCAGCCCCAGGAUCUUGCUUACCUCUUCCAACGUCCUUGCUGGGAAUGGCGUGACCGCCCUGCUGGACACCCUUUUCUUCAACCUCGCCGACGAGGGCGAGGUCGUGCUCUAUCCGACGCCGAGCUACGGCAUGUUCAACCACGAUGUAACCACACGCAACGGCAUCCAUCUCAUUGGAGUUCCUUGCGACGACAUCACCGAGGCGCGCUUCCGGCAGCACAUCCGCCCCGGUAGGCCGCAGCCGGAGCUGAUCAACCGGCUGGAGACCGCCGCCGCCGAGCAGCGCCGCCUGGGGAGGCGUGUCGCCGCGCUACUCAUCGCGAACCCGGACAACCCGCACGCCCGCUGCUAUACCGCGGAGCUGCUGCGGUACAUGGUCGACUUCUGCCAGCGCGAGUCGAUGCAUUUCGUCGUGGACGAGAUCUACGCGCUCAGCGGAGGCGCCGAAUUCACAAGUGUGUUGAGCCUGGACCUGCGUGACGCUGCCGGGAAUGUGCAUGUACUAUGGGGCAUGUCUAAGGACUUUGGAAUGGGCGGUUGUCGGGUUGGCUUCCUUGCCACGUACAAUGAGAGGCUCUACCAGUCGAUGCGGACUGUGAGUAUGUUCACCUGGAUUUCGGCAUAUGGUGGCAUCACAGCCACGACGGUGUUAUCAAAUCCCAAAUACGUCCGGAGGAGGUACCUGCCCGUGUACCAAAAAGCCCUGAACAAACGAAGGAAACAGCUCGACGAGUUCCUGGCUGGCAACCUGAUCCGAUAUACCAACCCCGACGCGGCCUUCUUCGCCUUUGUCGACCUUUCUAGCUGGCUGUCAAACGUCGAGGGCGACAGUGACAAGGAGCGCGAGGUCGCCCUGCUCGAGUACCUGAUGGCUCGUGGGGUGUUCCUUGAGCCCGGCAGCGCCUUCUCAGCAAAGGUGCCGGGGAGUUUCCGCUUGAACUACGGCACAGAGGAGUUCAUCUUCAAGCUUGGGUUGAAGCGACUUGCCUUGGCCCUCAAGGAGCUGGAAGAGGAAGACAAGGAGUCGUUAAGGAAAGAGGCCAAGGCAUCGCGGACGAGCUUGUUGUGUUUUAAAUGA
Molecule: messenger RNA, 1362 nt
Organism: Diaporthe citri
Lineage: Eukaryota; Fungi; Ascomycota; Sordariomycetes; Diaporthales; Diaporthaceae
Exons: 3
Coding region: 1-1362 (453 amino acids)
Biological process (GO): biosynthetic process; amino acid metabolic process
Molecular function (GO): transaminase activity; pyridoxal phosphate binding
Source: RefSeq, a predicted model, not a curated record